CUUGCUCGCGCCAAGAUGGCGGACGAGGGGAGCGAGGGGCUGCCGCGCUCCGUCCUGCCGGGCCCGCUGAGGGGCGGCAGCUCCGGGGGAGGCGGCGGCGGCGGCUCGGGCUCCUUGUCGUCGUCGUCGUCGUCUUCGGCAGCAGCAGCGGCGCCGGCUCCCUCCUCCUCCGUCGCCCCCGCCACCACCCCCACGGCUCCCCCUCAGCCGCCGCCGCCGCCGCCUCCCGCCCCCCCGGCGGGGCCUCGCGUGGUCCGCAUCGUCAAGUCGGAAUCCGGCUACGGGUUCAACGUGCGCGGGCAAGUCAGCGAGGGCGGGCAGCUGCGCAGCAUCAACGGGGAGCUCUACGCGCCGCUGCAGCACGUCAGCGCCGUCCUGGGCGGGGGGGCGGCCGAGCGCGCCGGGGUGCGCAAAGGGGACCGCAUCCUCGAGGUGAACGGCGUGAACGUCGAAGGGGCGACGCACAAGCAAGUGGUGGACCUGAUCCGGGCGGGGGAGAAGGAGCUGAUCCUGACGGUUCUGUCGGUGCCCCCCCACGAGGCCGACAACCUCGACCCGAGCGACGACUCUCUGGGCCAGUCGUUCUACGACUACACUGAGAAGCAGGCGGUGCCCAUCUCCAUCCCCACCUACAAGCAUGUGGAACAGAAUGGUGAGAAGUUUGUGGUCUACAACGUUUACAUGGCAGGCCGGCAGCUGUGCUCCAAGCGGUACCGGGAGUUCGCCAUCCUGCACCAGAACUUGAAGCGGGAGUUUGCCAGCUUCACCUUCCCCCGCCUGCCGGGCAAGUGGCCCUUCUCCUUGUCAGAGCAGCAGCUGGAUGCCAGGCGGCGGGGGCUGGAGGAAUACCUUGAAAAGGUGUGUUCCAUCCGGGUCAUCGGGGAGAGCGACAUCAUGCAGGAGUUCUUGUCAGAGUCAGAUGAGAACUACAACGGCGUGUCGGACGUGGAGCUCAGAGUGGCGCUUCCGGACAUCACGACAGUGACUGUCCGGGUCAAAAAGAACAGCACCACGGACCAGGUGUAUCAGGCUGUUGCUGCCAAAGUUGGGAUGGACAGCACAACCGCCAACUACUUUGCCUUGUUUGAAGUGAUCAAUCACUCAUUUGUGCGGAAGCUGGCGCCCAACGAGUUCCCCCACAAGCUCUACGUGCAGAACUACACCUCGGCCGUGCCGGGGACCUGCCUGACGAUCCGGAAGUGGCUCUUCACCACGGAGGAGGAGGUCCUUCUGAACGACAACGACCUGGCGGUCACCUAUUUCUUCCACCAGGCUGUUGAUGACGUGAAGAAGGGGUACAUUAAAGCGGAGGAGAAGUCCUACCAGCUGCAGAAGCUCUGUGAGCAACGGAAGAUGGUCAUGUACCUGAACAUGCUGCGGACCUGCGAGGGUUACAACGAGAUCAUCUUCCCGCACUGCUCCUGCGACUCGCGGCGGAAGGGUCACGUGAUCACAGCCAUCAGCAUCAAGCACUUUAAACUCCAUGCCUGCACCGAGGAGGGUCAGCUAGAGAACCAGGUAAUAGCCUUCGAAUGGGACGAGAUGCAGCGAUGGGACACCGACGAGGAGGGCAUGGCGUUCUGCUUCGAAUACGCGCGGGGGGAAAAGAAGCCACGCUGGGUGAAGAUCUUCACCCCUUACUUUAACUACAUGCACGAAUGUUUCGAGCGAGUCUUCUGCGAGCUCAAGUGGCGGAAAGAGGUGGAGGAAGAGGCGACAGACAAGGAUAACAAGAACUGCAGUAAAGACAACAUGUGCAGCAAGAACAUCUUUCAGAUGAUGCGGACACAGCACAGAGACAUUACGACUUAGCCUCGCGGCCGCCAUGGACAAAAACAGACAACCACACACAGACACACACACACAGACAGACAGACAGACAGACCGAGAAGCAAAACGUAUUAUCCCUUUCCCCGCCCCCCCUUCCUGAAAAUUAACACUUUUAAAAACGAAAAAGAGAGAGGGGGAAGUGGUUUAUUGUAUUAAAGCCCUUAAAACUAAAUAUUAAUAAUACCAUUUGUGAAUUUCAUGUUAAAUCAACUGGGGGGGCGGGGGGGCAGGCAGGGAUCCAGCCAAGCUGUUGGAAGCAGGAAGGGUGGGAAGAGAGGGAGGUGGGAGCGGGGAAUCCCGUUUCUUACCACCAAAAAUUAUGGGGGGGGUGUCUUCUCCCCCCCAUAGUUUGCCCCCCUUCCUGUUUCAAAGAUGGACUCUGCUGAGGGUUUUUUUUCUGUUCUUUCCUUUUCCUUUUUUU
Podarcis muralis (Common wall lizard) is the source of this 2251-nucleotide messenger RNA. RefSeq names its product sorting nexin 27 (gene SNX27). The record is from RefSeq and is a predicted model, not a curated record. Gene Ontology annotation, cellular component: early endosome. Gene Ontology annotation, biological process: endocytic recycling; signal transduction; intracellular protein transport. Lineage: Eukaryota; Metazoa; Chordata; Lepidosauria; Squamata; Lacertidae. Gene Ontology annotation, molecular function: phosphatidylinositol-3-phosphate binding; protein binding.